AUGACCGCCGGAGAAUACGAACUCUUCAAGGAGGCCAAGAGGCGAGCAGCCUUCGAGAAGCAAGCGACUGUCUCUCGACCACGCCAAGCUCCUGCUGAAGCUUCUAAGGAGCCCCUCCCUGUCUCGGAUCGGGGCUCUAAGAGAAAACAGCCUGAGGCAUUUCCUCAGGUUCCUUAUCGUGAGCCCGACAUGGGGUAUUAUCAGCCAGCACAUAAAUCUGACUCGGCAUUAAAAUGGUUUGAUGGGCUACCUCAAGGAUCCAUCACCUGUUUCUUGGACUUCAAGACGGCCUUCCUGCGUCAUUUUGCUAGUAGUAAGAAAUAUCAAAAGACAGAUCACUGUCUUUUCGCUCUGAAACAAGGGUCGACCGAGCCCUUAAGAAGUUAUAUCAACCGCUUUAAUCAAGUGGCUCAGGAUGUCCCCACCGCCACUUCGGAGAUUCUAAUGAGUGUAUUCUCUCACGGAUUAGGGGAAGGAGAAUUCUUCAGAGAUCUCAUCAAAAAUCCCGCUCGAAAUUUUGAUGAAAUGGUGGAAAAAGUUGCCUGCUACAUCAAAGUAGAAGAAGCACAGGCGGCUCGGAGGAAAGCCGAAAGACCACCUCCCUCUACCAAUAAGCCGGAAAGAAGGGUGCCUCAACCACCUCCUCAACCUCUGCCGCGCGCUCAGGAGACCAGACGUACUUUCCAUCCCGGGCCGGAGAUCCGACCAGCUCCCCGAGUUGCAGCCGUGCAUGCUCCUCGACCUGGAUCAUGGAACACUCGGUAUUGCACUUAUCAUCGGUCUCGCACUCAUGAUACUAAUCAUUGUUUCAAGUUUGCGCGGGAUUUAAAGCGGGCUGCCGAGUUAGGCUUACCACCGCUAGAGCUAGCCCCUCAAGUGCUCAAGAUGAUGGAAGAGCAACAAACCACGGCUGGACAGGCCGGGCAACCUCGCCCUGACCUAGCAAGACCCAGUACACAUCAACCUGGUCGGGGGAAAGAGCCAGAAGGAGCGCGGGAAGCCGAGAAUAGAGGCAAUGACGCCGUCCGAGAAAUUGACAUGAUCUCUGGAGGGCCAACUGAUGGAGACUCGGGAAGAGCACGCAAGUCACAUGUGCACCGCUUGGAGGUUCACACUGUAGGAUGCAGCCAGGAGCAGGCUUCUGGCCCUGUUAUUAGCUUUGGGCCUGCAGACUUGGAAGGUCUGGAGCUACCUCAUGAUGAUGCCCUUAUCAUCAAAGCCAUCAUUGUCAAUAGCCGAGUGGCUUGGGUUUUUGUUGACACUGGGAGCUCGGUCAAUAUUCUGUUCAGGACUGUAUUCGAGGAGAUGUAG
Zingiber officinale is the source of this 1311-nucleotide messenger RNA. RefSeq lists its product as uncharacterized. The transcript is spliced from 2 exons. NCBI's taxonomy places the organism in Eukaryota, Viridiplantae, Streptophyta, Magnoliopsida, Zingiberales, Zingiberaceae. The record is from RefSeq and is a predicted model, not a curated record. Bases 1 to 1311 code for a protein of 436 amino acids.